CGGAAGGAACGCAACAACAAAACCCAACAAUUUAGUUUACGUUUAUUCAAUUACUAACUCGUGUUAAAGAAGAUAUUUGUGUGGAAAUUAAAAUGGACUGAAGAAUCCUCACUGUGCAAUGUCUGCAGCAAGUCAAUAGUGCCUUCAUAAUUUUAUAAAUGUGAACUUGCAGUGUUUUAAUAUAUUUAGUGCAACAUGCAAGUCUAAAAAUAAUUAUUACAACAUAAAUAAAAAAAACACUCACGAUGGAUAAAAUACGGAAAAUGGCCAAAAAAGUUUAAGUCAGACGGACGAACCGCUUGUGUUAAUUUAAUACGGCCUCAAGUUGAGCUUAUUUGUAACCAAAAGUGCUUGGUAGAAUUUCAAAAUAAUUUGCCUCCAAUUAGGCUUCAGAUUUUUAUUUCAAGAUUUUUCAAUAUACUUGAUAAAACGUGUAAAGUUUUCUGUUGUAUUACAGAAAUUUGCGCGAAACUAUGACAUUUCAAAUAAGGUUAAGUGCGAUAAAGUUAGUUUUCUUUAGCAGCAUUUCAUUCGUGUAUUCAGACCUUGGACCAUACAUUAUUAAUCCUACGCCUUAUCAUCCACUUAUCCUUAAAUCUCAAAAGGAAAUGAACGAGUCACUGACUUACUGGGAGUUUUUCCCAGAUAUUCUUGAUGAAGUUCCACCUCAUGUUUUUCAGGCCUGGUUUAGAGGGGACCGACGAGUUAAUUUUGGAAACAAAUUCACCAUUCUUCACACGGACACGCCACCAUAUAAUUUGUCUUGGCCAGUAGAAGAAGGCGAAUAUUAUCUUUUCCAUCUGUUCGAUCCUGACGUUCCGAGUAAGCGAGAUCCCAAGCUACGUGAAUAUAGGCAUUGGACAGUCGCAAAUAUUCCAGGGACAAAUGUGGAAAAGGGAUACGUACUAGCAGAAUAUAUUGGACUUAUACGAAAUCACACAAAAGACAUGCUUCAUCGGAACGUUUUUGUUCUAUACAAGCAACCAGAAAAAUUGGAAUUUGACGAUGUCGUAAUCAAGCGCGAUGCACCGUACUUGGAUCGGGCUUGUUUCUCACACAAAGGUUUUGCACGUGAACAUCGACUGGGGAAACCAAUCGCUGUCAACUUUUUCCAUUAGUUCCUCUCAUCGCUUCGUCAACGGUCACCUUGUUUGAUAGUUUCUAUUUUCAUUUCCCCCUUCUGAUUUCGCAGAAAAUGCCUGGGAUUUCUAAUACUAUUUGAUUAUAUUCAACAUGCAGUACAACAACACACGUUUGAUCACACAACAAUGAUUACAACUAUGAAAACCCGUAUUUCGAUAGUAGAUCUAUUCCGACAUUUUUUUAUGAGAGAAACAUCUUACACUUUCACACGAGAUUCUGAGGAAAUAUCUAUAUAAAGAGGCAAGAAAAAAUUACAAACAAUGAAGUUUUGAGUAAAUUCACAUAAAUAUUCAUGUCUGGAAAAAAUAAAACGUACCAAAAAAUUUGAAAUAUUGCAAUCAGGAAUUGUAAAGUGUUGCAGUUCCAAAAUCGAUAUUGCCUUCAAAAUCAACAAUGCUUGCCUUGAAAAGAGUUUUUAAAUAUCUUGUCUGAUCUCGUGUGUUGGCAUUAAAUUAUGCUGAAUAUGAGGAAUUUUCCCCAUAUGUAAUGUGAAUAAUGCAAAUUUGACCAUCAACCUAGCUAUACUGAAGCAUGGAUUUUCUUGGCUCUCUUAAUUUAAAGCAAAAACUAAAUCUCAAACCUCUGUGCGAAGCCAGAUUUAUAUAUAUUUUCAUUUUGGUUUAAUUAAU
Messenger RNA from Bemisia tabaci, 1772 nucleotides. Lineage: Eukaryota; Metazoa; Arthropoda; Insecta; Hemiptera; Aleyrodidae. The record is from RefSeq and is a predicted model, not a curated record.